Messenger RNA from Oryza brachyantha (malo sina), 1255 nucleotides. RefSeq names its product zinc finger CCHC domain-containing protein 10-like. Bases 134 to 946 code for a protein of 270 amino acids. The record is from RefSeq and is a predicted model, not a curated record. The transcript is spliced from 2 exons. Lineage: Eukaryota; Viridiplantae; Streptophyta; Magnoliopsida; Poales; Poaceae.
CCUCCGCCUGCGCCGAUCUCCGCCGCCCCACCCGCGAGCGCCGGCGGUGCCUGCUGCUCCCUCCCGCCGCGCCGGAUCCGUCCUCGCAGGAUUGCUGGCUGUAUAUGAUUUGACUCUUAUUGGGUGAACCAAGAUGUCUGGAAACGAUGACAAGUCUCAGGCUGCUGCUGAGCGAAUAAAAGCGCAGGCUUUAUCGGCUGCUAAGGGAUUGAGCAGAACACAAGCUGAGCGUGCUGCUGCAGCUGCCGCACGCAAUGUCAAUGCUUAUGGGCAGAAAGAGGAGGGACCUAGCCGCUGGCAGGAGAGGAAGGAAGCCAAGAGGCAGAUGUAUCUGAUGAGUACAGAGAAGGCUGUGAUACUGGGAGUGAAACCAAAAGCCGCACCGGCUUCCUCUGGUGGUGCAUAUACCCAAUGCCAGAAGUGUUUCCAGCCUGGGCACUGGACAUACGAGUGCAAGAAUGAACGGGUCUACAUAUCACGGCCCUCAAGGACACAACAGCUUAAAAACCCCAAGCUGAAGAAGAUGGCUGCUCCAGUUUCCUACCAGUUCCAGAAUCCUGAUCUUGAAAAGGAAAAGGAGGAAGAGAGGAAGCUGAUAAAAGAAAAGAUGAAGCAGGAGAAGUCUGAGAAAAGCAAACGGAAGAGCAAGAGAAAAUACCGCUCACGGAGUGAUUCAGAUAGUAGUGAGGCUUCUGUCUUUGACUCUCACAGUGAAUCAUCAGUUACUGACUCUGAACAUUCUUCUGGAAGUAGUUCAAGUUACAGUUCCUCAUCAGACUCAGAAGACAAGAAGCGGCGACCCAAAAGGAAGCAACAGAAGAGGAGGCACAGAAGGGAAACAUCAUCAUCAGCAUCAUCGGAAUCUGAUUCAGAAUCUGCAUCUGACAGUGAUUCUGAUGACAAGGGCAGUCGGAAGAAGAGCAGGAAGCGAAGCGAUAGGCGCUGAGUUUGAAGAACUGGAGCAGCGUACAAGGACAUCAAUUGUGAUGACUAUACUAUUAUCUACAUAUCAUUUCUUCUCGUCAUAAUCGUGGAUGCAGGUACCAGGUGUCCUUGAACAAGCAUGUAACGAUUUCUAUCCACAACGAGGUGCCCAGGGCCAGUACUGUUUUUUUCCCCUUUUACAAGAGUAGUAACUGAAGCUCUAUAUCUUCAUGUUGUGUGUAUGUCCUUAAUCACUGUGAGAACCUGUGAAUCAUGCAACAAUGUUUAUCUCUCAACUUUGGUAUGGUUACAUCCCGAAAGUUUUCUGUCA